UGUUUACGUUGUUAAACCUCAUAAACUCAUCACAGGGGGAGUAAAAACCGGCUCUAAAACCUCCAAUUCACCGGGAAUACCUUAUUCUUUUACAUUUUUGACUUCAACGGAACCGCAGCAUUAUAAAAAGAACAUGAGCCAGAACAUGAGCCAGGAGGUGGAGAAGCUGCAGCUGCAGGUGCAGCAGCUGCAGGAGGAGGUGCAGCUGCUACAACGACAGAGAGACGUCUGCAACCAGAACCUGGAUCUGCAGCUGGAGGGACCGGUACGGGAGGCCAUGGCGUAUCUGUGCGGCCGGGCGGCGGGCCGAGGGAGGGAGGUUCUGCUGGCCGGGCUGGUGGAGGAGGUGGAGGAGAUGGAGGACGACCUGAAGCUGCAGAACCAGAUGAGCGGAAUCAGCCUGAGGAGCUGCAGCAGGAAGAAGCUGCAGAGCAGUGGACCUGAGCUGGUCCAGGUCUGUGUUUCCGGUUCCUGCUCCGACCUGAACUUCCAGCUGGAGUUCCUGCUCUCCCAAGUCUCCCAAGUCUCCGAGGGGCGGAGCCGGGAGGCGUCGGUCAGCCGUCUCAACGUGGUGCUGGACUCCGACGACCUGCAGAACUUCUGCAGCUUCCUGUCCAGGGUGGAGGAGAACAACGACCUCCAGCUGUUCUGCAGAACUCUCCGGAGCUUCUCCGACAGGUGUGACGACCGGGCCAGAACCUUCCGCCACUUCCAGGAGAAGUUCCCGUCCCUCGUCUCUGUCCCCGGCGGCUCCAGGUCCGAGGUGAUGAGCGUCAGCCACCCCCAGUCGCCACGGUGUGUCCUGCUCCUCCAUUGGUCGGUGCAGGUGUCGGACGGCGGCGCCGUCACUCCCAGCAUGCACCUGGAGACCCGGAUCCCCGAGGAAGCUCGGCGUCGGUUCUCGUCUCUGUCCGUUAGCGGCGCCGCCGACGCCUUCCAGAGCCUGCUGGGGAUUCUGGGAGUUGAAGCCGCGAUGGAGUCGGUGAUCAGAGCAGUGGGACUGCUGGACGUCUGACCCCGCCCCCUGGAGCUCUGACCCCGCCCCCUUCUGAGGCUGUAACCCCGCCCCCUCCCGGAGCCCCGCCCCCAUACCAUGUAGCCCCGCCCCCAGCAUGAAGAACCACAGCACGCGUGUUUAGUCUGUUAGAAAUCUUUAUUCCGACGGCUCGGCUGCAGCAGAAACAGAAACAGCGAAGCUCGUCGGUCAAAAAUCUACAAAAAUAAAUAAUUUAAAUACAAAAUGCCUGACAGCAGCGUCGCCUUUGUACUUUAAAAUAGUUUCUUCUUCUUCUCUAUGUACAAACGCCGUGACGGGGGCGUAGCGGUGUA
This is a messenger RNA of Cololabis saira (Pacific saury), 1329 nucleotides long. RefSeq names its product centromere protein P (gene cenpp). Lineage: Eukaryota; Metazoa; Chordata; Actinopteri; Beloniformes; Belonidae. The coding region runs from base 134 to 1015 and encodes 293 amino acids. The record is from RefSeq and is a predicted model, not a curated record. Gene Ontology annotation, biological process: CENP-A containing chromatin assembly. Gene Ontology annotation, cellular component: chromosome, centromeric region; nucleus. The transcript is spliced from 9 exons.